AUGAUUUUUAAUCGAGAUGUCUAUUCGGCGAAUAUGCUCGACAGAAAUCUUGUAAAAAUGGAAGUGGAAGAAAGCAUGGCUGUUCCUACAGCAACAAAAAUAAAAGAUCAAGGCUAUUCGGGAAUGGCUAUUAAAUCCGAGGACAUUCUUGGCAUCAAGAAGGAAAGCGAGGAGUCGUGCGAGUUGAAAGUCAAGACCGAGGCGUUGUCGGACAUCGAGGAAGAAUAUCCAGAACAUUUGGAAAUGAAAUUUGAAAUUGACCAG
This is a messenger RNA of Gongylonema pulchrum, 264 nucleotides long. The record is from the annotation of a GenBank genome assembly. Lineage: Eukaryota; Metazoa; Nematoda; Chromadorea; Rhabditida; Gongylonematidae.